Coregonus sp. 'balchen' is the source of this 643-nucleotide messenger RNA. The record is from the annotation of a GenBank genome assembly. Lineage: Eukaryota; Metazoa; Chordata; Actinopteri; Salmoniformes; Salmonidae.
AUGGCCUAUUCUCCGGCUUCAUCCGGCGACCAUCAAAAGGACAGUGGAGUAGAGAUAAUGGAGUUGAGCAAGGGUUUAGAGAGAAUGAUUGAAGACGUAGAAAAUCUAUCAGUUAUGUUGUCUUAUUAUGGUAAUCUCUACCAUUUGAAUGUUGUAGGCUGUGUACUUUUCGAAUCAUUUUACAUCUAGGUUUUCUGUAUGAUGACGUAGGUAGCUAAAGCUGUUAUUUUCAGAAAGGAUUAAGGAAAAUUAAACCCUAACUCCCUAUCGCCCUAUCGCCCUAUUGUCCAUUUACUACCCACCCUUUAAUAUUGCAUUUUAAAAAGUUAAUGGGUGUGUGUAAUUCAUUUAAAAAUUCUGCCUUGUGUUUUAAAUCAUACUCAGUACAGCCCACUUCUGACACUGACAGCCCUGUCCCUCUUGUCUCCCUUGUGGUUUCCCAGUGCAGCUGACAUGGAUGGCCUAUGACAUGGUGUUGCAGUGGACCAGUCCUGAUCUGGGGGACUCCCUACAGAGGCUGGAGGAAGAGUUCCUCCACUGCAGGGCUGUCAUCUGUGGCUUCCCUGGGGAACAGGAGCCGAACCAGGGACAGGGACUGGGAAAGGACCAGGGGAUGGGGAAGUGGAAGUGGAUGGAGGAGUGA